AUGGUGCUCGGCGGUCCUUUUAUACUAGUGUUGCGCAGUGAUGCAGUGAUUGAUUGAUCACUUCCAUUGAUGUAUGUUGACAGGAGUUCGGCGAACGGGGUCUUGUGAUUGUGCUGUAUGAUUGACGAUAGCACGGGUUUGUGGACUUUGGAAUGUACUGUAUUUUUUAGCGUGCAUCUCACGUGCAUUACGUGGGUGACUGGCUGGGGUCUCGUUUAUCGAAUAUUACAAUAUCCGCGGGCUAGAGAAAUCGCGUCUCGCGAUUCAUUUGAUAGCUGUAUUAGUCGAAGAUAGUCUUUUUGGUUAUUUGUGUGUAGAUUGGCGAAGUUGUUGGAGGAGAACAACUAUUGGAGACCAAUCUCUGGGUGGAAACGGAGGUACAAAAUGAUAAGUGCGGCAGUCUACCAAUUUGUCCAGCACCAAGCCAAUGUAUGAGACCGGCGGCGUAAGUUUGUUUUUCCCAAAUUUUGUAUGACCUUGUUACAGGUAUCUGGAGCCUUCUCAAUGUAUUCAUCCUUCAUGGAAUAUGCAGAUUGAUUUGCUGAGCGAGAAAUUCAAGGUUUUCGUCUGA
Molecule: messenger RNA, 571 nt
Organism: Bursaphelenchus okinawaensis
Lineage: Eukaryota; Metazoa; Nematoda; Chromadorea; Rhabditida; Aphelenchoididae
Source: the annotation of a GenBank genome assembly